AUGGCUCCGAACGUUAAUUUCGAAGGUCCUGGACGCCAAAUAAUGGCUCCGGACUUUUAUUUAUGUUUAACGAACGUUAUUAACGUUCAUUUUUUUGACUUUUUAGGUCCUGGACGCCGAAGAAUGGCUCCAGACUCUUAUUUCGAAGGUCCUGGUCCUUCAGAGAUAACUGUUCUUCAGUUUUGGACUUUGGAGACGAAGGUUCUUCAGUUUUGGACUUUGGAGACGACGGGUUCUUCGGUUUUGGACUUUGAAGACGAUGGGUGGGUUCUUCAGUUUCCGGACUUAGUGUUUCAAUCCGUUUAUCCACAAUUCGUAUCGUGGACGCCUAAUCUUCCGGAUUCCCAUUUCAAAGGUACGGGAAUUCGACUGGAAUCCCAAUUCGAAGGUCCGCAGCUUUCCUUAAAGGAAUUUCAAAAUUUUGCGGCUUCCAGUCAAAAUAACUGGAUUUAUAAAAUUGGCCAACACUGCUUUAUAGAAAAGUUCAUGGAAAGAACUUCGAAGAAAGCUCCUUGGACGGAACUUCGAAGGUCCAUGACUUUUUGGAUAAGAACUUCUUUAUAG
Messenger RNA from Rhizophagus irregularis DAOM 181602=DAOM 197198, 564 nucleotides. The record is from RefSeq and is a predicted model, not a curated record. NCBI's taxonomy places the organism in Eukaryota, Fungi, Glomeromycota, Glomeromycetes, Glomerales, Glomeraceae.